Messenger RNA from Plasmodium fragile, 2439 nucleotides. RefSeq lists its product as uncharacterized. Gene Ontology annotation, cellular component: cullin-RING ubiquitin ligase complex. Gene Ontology annotation, biological process: ubiquitin-dependent protein catabolic process; protein ubiquitination. Bases 1 to 2439 code for a protein of 812 amino acids. The transcript is spliced from 2 exons. Gene Ontology annotation, molecular function: ubiquitin protein ligase binding. The record is from RefSeq and is a predicted model, not a curated record. Lineage: Eukaryota; Apicomplexa; Aconoidasida; Haemosporida; Plasmodiidae.
AUGGACAUUGCAAAUGUAAAUUUUGAGAGCGGGUGGAAAAUAAUAAAGGAAGAAGCGAUAGAGAAGAUAGAAAAUUAUUUAGAAAAUGAACAGAUUGAACAUAAUAAGCAUUUAUUCAGUGCUACGGAGUACACAAGGUUGUAUACUGUUGUAUACAAUAUGUGUGCAAGAAAAAACCCAUUUUGUUAUUCGAAAGAGGUGUAUAGAAAAUAUGGAGAAAGUUUAUCCGUGUACACUGUGGAAAAAAUCAAGCCGUUGUUAAGAAAUAAAGAGGAAUUAAUGAAGGCGAAAAUUUUAAUAGACGCCUGGUUUAAAUAUUCUUUUUACACAACCUGGAUGAAUAAAUUUUUGCGGUACCUCGAUCGUUACUAUGUAGAGUAUAACAGCUCUUUAUGCCUAAGUGCGUACACAAAAAAUAUUUUCAAAAUUACUCUUUUUAACGAUUUAAGAGAGGUAAUUCGAAAUAUCGUUUACCAAAUUUACGAUAAUUUGCGCAAGGAUGAAAAAGAAGAGGAGAAAAAAUUAUUCUGUGAUUUGGUUCAUCUGUAUAAAGAGUUAGAUGAAGACAGUAACGAGAAAAUGUAUGAACAUGAUAUAGAAAAAAAAAUUUUGGAAAAUGUGGAAAAUUAUUAUAAAACGGAAGGAGACAAUUGGCUCGCCAAUUUAACCUUUGAUGAGUACAUUAUCUCAAUUGAAAGUUCUAUACAAAAAGAAUUUGAAAAGAACAAAACGUUAAAUCUGAUAGAAGAGACUUGCGAAAAGGUGACAAAUAUUGUUGUGAGAAUAUUGAUAUAUGAAAAAUUGGAACAACUGCUGAGUAAUAAAAAUAACAUUUUCGACAUGCUGAAAAGUAACAACAUAAGAUGUUUGAGAAGAACGUAUAUUUUGUUUUCCUAUUUUCCCGAGGCCAUAGAAGGGCUCAAAAAAAUGAUAGGGGAUUACGUAAAAACGGAGGGAAACAAUUUGAAAGAAAAAUACAUCCAAAUGUCACGAAGUAUUUGUAGCAACGAAAAGGCAGCUGAUGAUAUGUUGUGCGGUUCAAAUGUAAAUAGCAAUAUUGCUCAGCAGAAGGAUGAGUACGCCCUUUGUGGAUACAUUGACGAACUGAUUAAACUGCAUAACCACUACGACAAUGUUUUUAAGUUAGCCUUUUUUGCCAUUUCGAACAAGUCCAUUGAUCACCAUUUUAAGGAGUGCCUUAAAGAUUACUUUGAAAGUUUUGUGGAGCACGAGGAUGAGUAUUUCAGCACAGUAAAGCUGCUGGUGCUGUACGCUGAUAAUAUAUUAAAGAAGCGGGACGAACCAGAACAAUUAACCUCCCAUCAAGGCAACGAAGGAGACACUUCUAACUACUCAGUAAAUGAAAAGGCGCACCAGAUGACAUACCGCACUGGAGAAGAGCACCCUGAGGAUACACACAAAAAAGACACAAUCGAGCUAAAAAAACAAAUGACAGAAAUUGUGGAAAUUUUCAACUACACAAGCAAUAAGGAAAGCUUUUUCGAGUACUACAGAAUUUAUCUAGCAAACAGACUGAUCAAUAAUAUUUAUAUAUCCCUUAGUGUGGAAAAAAAAUUUAUAGAAAAUUUGUACUUCUUGUGCGGGUCUCAAUAUACAUCCAAAUUGGUGGGGAUGAUUCAAGACAUGAUAAAUAACAACACGACGAAUAAUAAAUUUCUGGAUUUUGUCAAUUCGAAAUAUGCACAUUGUGAAAAUGACCUUACUCUGAAAAACAUCCAGAAUUUUUUCACAGUAAAAAUAUUGAACAAGGGUUUCUGGCCAACCUUUGAAAAAACGCCUAUGAAAUUGAGUGAUACUUUUAACAAGUGUAUAGAAUUGUUUGAAGAAUAUUACAAGAUGGAUAAUAAAAAUAAAAAAUUAGAAUGGAUAUAUGAAUUGAGUGAAGUUAUUUUAACAUGUACAUUCCAGAAUUGUGUGUAUUACCUUUACUGCAAUAUUGUUAAUGCGCAGAUAAUUCUCCUUUUUAAUAAACAUAAAUUUAUCAAUUAUGAAAUUAUAAAAACAGAGUUGAACAUUGACUUGAAGACAUUUACAAAUAAUAUGUACUCGUGUUUACAUUAUUUUAAAAUAAUAUCUUCCAAUGAUCAACUCGUUGAUUGGAAUUCUUCCACUUUUUUUAUCAACCCAAAUUUUUCCUAUCCGCAUAAUAAGGUGUACAUCAAGAAGGCUACUGCAUUGCUUUCUAAGGAGCACGAAAAGAUUAAGGAAGAUCGAACCAUGGCCAUUGAAGCUGCCAUUGUCCGUGUUAUGAAAGCGCAUAAGAAAUUAUUCUACGAUCAAAUAUUUGAUUAUGUCAAAAAGUCGCUCUCCUGUUUUGCCCCCACCAACCAGAUCAUCGAGAAAAAAAUAGAUUUGCUAGUCGAGAGGGAAUACCUCCAGAAGGAAGAAAACAGCCAACUGUACAUUUACAUACCGUAG